CUGUUGUACAGUUUGCGAAGGGGGCUGGUUAUAAAACAUUGCCACAAUAUUAUUUGGGUUAGUUGGUCGCCAUAACAGUGCCGCAAUGAAGGUUUUGGCACUUUUGUGUUUAGCCACUGUGGCCUUGGCAAAACACGAACAGUAUAUUGGUUGGAAGUCUUACUACCUAGGACCAACCACCUUCGAACAGUUACAAGCUAUAGGCCGUCUGCAUGAUGAGUUUGAUUUGGACAUUUUGAGCCAUCCGAUACUUGAACGUGAAGGGAUUACCUUGGUGAAACCUGAGCAUCAUGUUGCCUUCAUCAAAGCUAUAGAGGACGAAGGCAUUCCUUAUAGGAUUCACAGAGACGAUGUCAAAGCGGCACUCGACUACGAUGAUAUGGUAAUCGAGAAGAGAAGAAGCGAGAGAGCCGCCAGGAACUCCAGGGAGAUGCCUUAUGACAGCUAUCAGAGGAUUGCAGUGAUUGACGAAUACCUCCAAGACGUUGCCAGCAGGUACCCUGAUAUCGUCACACUGGUGACUCCAGCUAACACGUUUAACGGUCAUCCUAUCCAAUACCUGAAGAUUUCCACUACCAACUUUGAAGACGAGAGCAAACCAGUCAUCUUUAUCGAUGGAGGAAUCCACGCCAGAGAAUGGAUAUCCCCGCCAACUGUUACAUACGCUAUAAGGAAGUUGGUGGAAGAUGUCACUGAAUCUGAUCUUUUGGACAAGUUUGAUUGGAUACUCCUGCCCGUGGUGAACCCUGAUGGAUAUGAGCACACCUUUACUUCUUUCCGAUUCUGGCGUAAAACACGCUCCACCGACCAACAUCAACUCAGCCCUGCCUGUCCCGGGGUGGACGGCAACCGAAACUACGAUUUCUUCUGGAACACCGUCGGUACCAAUCCAUCUCCUUGCUCCGACACCUACGCCGGCAGCCGAGCCUUCUCCGAAAUCGAGACAAGGGUCGUCAGGGACAUUGUCAAUGAAAACCUUCACAGAAUCGCUUUAUACCUCACUAUGCAUAGUUAUGGCAGCAUGAUUUUGUAUCCUUGGGGUCAUGAUGGUACCCUGUCACCUAACGCCUUCGCUCUCCAUGUCGUUGGCAUAGCAAUGGCUGAUAAAAUCCACGAAAGCCAACUCCCUAACUUCCCAAGUUACGCCGUUGGCAAUUCUUUACUGGUUAUUGGUUACGGAGCAGCUGGUGCCGCAGAAGACUGGGCUCAUUUGGUGGGAGUACCUUUGUCGUAUACCUAUGAGUUGCCAGGUCUAGAUGGUGGCUUCAAUGGGUUCCAUUUGGACCCCAUUUACAUUGAACAGGUCGUGAAAGAUACCUGGGAAGGUAUUGUCGUAGGAGCGAGAGAAGCCGGCGAACUGUUUUUGAGGAAGAAAUCAUUGUAAAUAUGUAUAUGAUAUAUGUAUAUUGUGAUAUUAUAUAUUUUUUUAUUGUUUUUAAAUAAAAUGACUUACAAUUUAA
Messenger RNA from Plodia interpunctella (Indianmeal moth), 1460 nucleotides. RefSeq names its product carboxypeptidase B-like. Gene Ontology annotation, molecular function: zinc ion binding; metallocarboxypeptidase activity. The record is from RefSeq and is a predicted model, not a curated record. The transcript is spliced from 5 exons. NCBI's taxonomy places the organism in Eukaryota, Metazoa, Arthropoda, Insecta, Lepidoptera, Pyralidae. Bases 86 to 1384 code for a protein of 432 amino acids. Gene Ontology annotation, biological process: proteolysis.